GGAGCAUUUAAAGACAGUGGGGAGGCAGACUUCUGAGUGAGAUCUUGAACAGGGAGGGAGAGCGAUUCAUCCACAGUUCACCUGAAUCUGACAAAAACCACCUUACUUCCAAAGAUGGCUAACUCCUUCACUCGCAUGAUAUCUGGCCGCAACACAGCUGUGCUGUUGGCUAGCCUGGGCGCAAGUUCUGUGGCAGCAGGCUACUUGAUGAGUGAGUCUGGCUCUCUGAUUGCUGAGGAGAGAAAGAAGCUGUAUCCUCCCAGCUCGGACUUCCCUGACUUGAGGAAGCACAACAACUGUAUGGCAGCUGCCUUGACCCCAGCUAUCUAUGGCCAGCUGAGGGACAAGUUGACCCCUAACAACUGGACCCUGGACCAGUGCAUUCAGACUGGUGUGGACAACCCCGGGCAUCCAUUCAUCAAGACUGUGGGCAUGGUGGCAGGGGACGAGGAGAGCUAUGAGGUGUUCGCUGAAUUGUUUGAUCCAGUCAUCAAGGAUAGACACAAUGGCUACGAUUCCAAAACCAUGAAGCACCCCACUGACCUGGACUCAUCCAAGAUCACGUCUGGAAUGUUCGAUGAGAACUACGUGCUGUCAUCCCGCGUCCGUACCGGCCGCAGCAUCCGCGGCCUGAGCCUGCCCCCUGCCUGCUCUCGAGCCGAGCGCCGCGAGGUUGAGCGCGUGUGUGUGCAGGCCCUAGCCGGCCUGAAGGGAGACCUAGCCGGACGCUACUACAGCCUGGGAGAUAUGUCCGACAAGGAUCAGCAGCAGCUCAUCGACGAGCACUUCCUGUUUGACAAACCCGUCUCACCUCUGCUCACAUCGGCCUUCAUGGCCCGUGACUGGCCCGAUGCCAGGGGGAUCUGGCACAACAAUGAGAAGACCUUUCUGAUUUGGAUCAAUGAGGAGGACCAUACCAGGGUCAUUUCCAUGGAGAAGGGAGGUAACAUGAAGAGAGUGUUCGAGAGGUUCUGCAGAGGACUCAAACAGGUGGAGAAGCUGAUUCAGGAGAGAGGCUGGGAGUUCAUGUGGAACGAGCGUCUAGGUUACGUCCUCACCUGCCCCUCCAAUCUGGGCACUGGGCUCAGGGCUGGUGUCCAUGUCAGACUGCCCAAACUCAGCAAGGAUCUCCGCUUCUCUAAGAUCCUGGACAACCUGCGGCUGCAGAAGAGAGGUACAGGAGGAGUGGACACCGCUGCCACCGGAGACACCUUUGAUAUUUCCAACAACGACCGUCUGGGCAAAUCAGAGGUGGAGCUGGUCCAGCUGCUGAUUGACGGAGUCAACUACCUGAUUGACUGUGAGAAGAGGUUGGAGAAGGGUCAGGACAUCAAGGUCCCUCCCCCUAUUGCCCAGUUCAGAAAGUAACAUCCCAACUCUGAAACAGGAAGUGACCCACUCCACUGUUAGACCAAUGGCAGGAAGUGAGGAACUAGGUGGGAGAGGCUAGCCCUAAUCCCUCCACUCAUCCCCAAACAGCAUUUCCGGAAAUAGUAGAAGUACUAGACUAUCAUCUGAGCUAGAUGUCGUGCUCUUGAUGUUUCUUAGUGCUACUAAAGAAUAUUGUAGAUAGGAUAGUCUGAUUCCUUAUAUUUGGUUAGGGGUACCUACCUCAAGCAAGGUCUAAUCUGUAUUACUAACCUCAAUAAAAAUCUAUGCUUGAACAU
Molecule: messenger RNA, 1667 nt
Organism: Hypomesus transpacificus
Lineage: Eukaryota; Metazoa; Chordata; Actinopteri; Osmeriformes; Osmeridae
Product: creatine kinase S-type, mitochondrial-like
Exons: 11
Coding region: 115-1368 (417 amino acids)
Biological process (GO): phosphocreatine biosynthetic process
Cellular component (GO): mitochondrion
Molecular function (GO): creatine kinase activity
Source: RefSeq, a predicted model, not a curated record